UACAACAACUCAUAUUUCUGCAGCGAAGAUGGAAUCUGAAGCCUCCCAUCAACAACUAAAACGGAACAAACUCAUUAACAAUUCUCAACUUUCACCAACUUUGCCACUGGAACUCGUCACUGAAAUCCUCUCGAGGCUUCCGAUAAAAACCCUCUUGAAAUUCAAGUGUGUUUCAAAAUCUUGGCUUGCUUUGAUCUCUAGCCCUGAAUUUGUCAAAUUUCAUCUCAGCUUAAACACUAAUAACAAGGAAUACACACAUCAUAAGUUUCUGAUGAAUUGUCGUCCUUCAUACAAUUUUAAAGAUUGCAGUUAUAAGGUUCUGAUGAAUUAUCAUCCUACAUACAAUUUUAAAGAUUGCAGUCUUAGCUCUUUAUAUAACGAGUCUUCAACCGAAGCAAAAGAGUUGGAUUAUCCCAUGAAAUCCUAUUCAAUGCACAGACGAGUUCCAUAUGGUGAUUCUAUUGUAGGUUCUGCCAAUGGAUUGAUUUGUCUCGUCAUUGGGAAGACGAAAUUUUUUCUAUGGAAUCCAUCAAUUAGGAAGUACCAGCAAUUGCCUGAUCCUAAAACUUCUGUGAGAUGUUUCCCCAGGAGAGCUUAUGGUUUUGGAUAUGAUGAGUUUCAUGAUUACACUCCCAGGGGACCAUAUGGUUUUGGAUAUGAUGAGUUCCAUGAUGAUUACAAGGUAGUGUGUUUUUCCAAUGAUGUCCUACAUGAUGAUGGGUCAUGUGAACUUGAGGUUAAAAUAUAUAGUCUGAAGAGUGAUUCUUGGAGACGUGUUGAUGAUUGCCCAUGUCCGAUGCAACAAUAUUUUUCAGGUACAUUUUUGAAUGGGAAACUUCAUUUGGGGUACUCUUAUUGACAAAUCACGUUUGAAUACUACUAAUAAACGGCUUAUGAUACCGAAAAUCAUUUCUAUUGAUUUGGCUAAUGAGAAAUGGGGAGAGAUGGAGCAACCUUGCGACCAAACAGGACAUAUUAAUUUGGAGUUGGGAGUAUUAGGAAACGAUCUUUCAGUCUCUUGUAAUUGUAGCCACACUCAUCUAGAUUUUUGGGUUAUGAAGGAGUAUGGGGUUAAAGA
Molecule: messenger RNA, 1078 nt
Organism: Capsicum annuum
Lineage: Eukaryota; Viridiplantae; Streptophyta; Magnoliopsida; Solanales; Solanaceae
Product: F-box/kelch-repeat protein At3g23880-like
Exons: 1
Coding region: 29-859 (276 amino acids)
Molecular function (GO): protein binding
Source: RefSeq, a predicted model, not a curated record